UCCAUGCCGGUGCGUGGUGGUCGUCAUGGACCUUCACGUGGAUUGUCUCGUGGUGGUCGUGGCUCUAGUCGUCCUAAUGCUUCACCGGUUGGAGAUUCCUCGGGAGUCUACUGUUUUCGAUGUGGUCACCCCUACCACAAAGCAAACAAUUGUUUCGCUCCAGACUCUAUUAUAGCUGAUACAACUCAGGCCUUCACCGCCAUGCAUCUCGCUGAUCAAAUUGAUCAUGCAUGGUACCCAGACACGGGCGCCACAAACCACAUGACAGCUGACCCAACUCAAGUUGAAGGAUCUGAGGAGCGGCCGGAUUCUAUUGAAGGGUUCUAAACAUGGAGGGCUGUAUCCCAUUGGAGUCGCUCCGUCUAAGUCUGCCUUUUCCUCUGCUUUGCUUGCUAAUAAGAUGGACUCAAUGACAUGGCAUGCCCGUUUAGGGCACCCUAGCUUUUCUUCUAUGAAUCAAUUGUCCUCUGUUUUAAAUUAUUCUACUCGUUGUAAUAAAGUUUGUUGUCAUAGUUGUAAACUUGGCAAAUCUUCCAAAAUUCCCUUCACUCGUCGUACAAAUUAUACGGAUCAGAUUUUGCACACAUUACAUAGUGACGUGUGGGGACCUGCUCCCUCUCCAUCAAUAGAAGGUUUUCGGUUCUACUUGAUCAUUGUUGAUGAAUGUUCACGAUUCUCUUGGUACUUUCCUUUACGUCGAAAAUCAGAAGUACCAUCCAUAUUUAUUCAAUUUAUAACUUUGAUGCAAAAUCAACUCAAUAGUCGU
Asparagus officinalis (garden asparagus) is the source of this 766-nucleotide messenger RNA. RefSeq lists its product as uncharacterized. The coding region runs from base 4 to 327 and encodes 107 amino acids. The transcript has 2 exons. Gene Ontology annotation, molecular function: nucleic acid binding; zinc ion binding. The record is from RefSeq and is a predicted model, not a curated record. NCBI's taxonomy places the organism in Eukaryota, Viridiplantae, Streptophyta, Magnoliopsida, Asparagales, Asparagaceae.